CCGUAGUCCAGGAAGGUUCUGAUUGGCUGGGGCGAGAAAGCGCCGCUCGCUACCGUUUCGGUUUUCUCCGCGUUUGUCCGCGGAGGCCCGGCCCGUGCGGCUCCUGCAGCGAGUGCUCCGGAAAUCCGUCGCGAGAUGAGGAGCCUGGGGCCAUGAGAGGUGAAAUGAUGGGUUUCCUAAACUGCACAGCUAAUUAAGUAGCAGAGCUGGGAUUAGAACUCAGCUUUCCUGCCUCCCAAGACUGUUAAGAUGAGUCUGCGGAAGCAAACCCCUAGUGACUUCUUAAAGCAAAUCAUCGGACGACCAGUUGUGGUAAAAUUAAAUUCUGGUGUGGAUUAUCGAGGGGUCCUGGCCUGCUUGGAUGGCUACAUGAACAUAGCCCUGGAGCAGACAGAAGAGUAUGUGAAUGGCCAGCUGAAGAACAAGUAUGGGGACGCCUUCAUUCGAGGAAACAACGUGCUGUACAUAAGUACUCAGAAGAGACGGAUGUGAAGACACCACAGAUGCGGUUCUUUUCGUAGCUGGAUGUCUCCUUUAUGCUUUUCUGCUUUUUGGUUCUCCUGUGAUAUAAGUCGGCCUGUUUUCAUGGUGGCUGGUGAUUGCUUUUUUCAUUGACAUGUGAAUAAGAUAAAGAUGUUAAAAUAUGGAUUGAAUUGUAAAGACUUUUCACAUUUAUGUUUCGUUUUCUUUUAUUUCUGUCUGUACAGAAUGCUAAAAGAGUAAAAAAGAAUCUAUUCCUGACUUCAAGAUUAA
Messenger RNA from Nannospalax galili (Upper Galilee mountains blind mole rat), 753 nucleotides. It is a transcript of the gene Lsm6, whose product is annotated as LSM6 homolog, U6 small nuclear RNA and mRNA degradation associated. NCBI's taxonomy places the organism in Eukaryota, Metazoa, Chordata, Mammalia, Rodentia, Spalacidae. The record is from RefSeq and is a predicted model, not a curated record. Gene Ontology annotation, molecular function: RNA binding. Gene Ontology annotation, cellular component: U6 snRNP; U4/U6 x U5 tri-snRNP complex; nucleolus. Gene Ontology annotation, biological process: maturation of SSU-rRNA; mRNA splicing, via spliceosome. Bases 250 to 492 code for a protein of 80 amino acids. The transcript has 5 exons.